Messenger RNA from Kickxella alabastrina, 1260 nucleotides. RefSeq names its product acyl-CoA dehydrogenase/oxidase. Gene Ontology annotation, cellular component: mitochondrion. The coding region runs from base 1 to 1260 and encodes 419 amino acids. Gene Ontology annotation, molecular function: flavin adenine dinucleotide binding; acyl-CoA dehydrogenase activity. Lineage: Eukaryota; Fungi; Kickxellomycota; Kickxellomycetes; Kickxellales; Kickxellaceae. The transcript is spliced from 2 exons. The record is from RefSeq and is a predicted model, not a curated record.
AUGGCCGAGGCCCGCUUACCGCUUCGUUACCGGGACUAUUGCGCGCAUCUGUUGAUUCCGCUGAACAAAUGCCGUCACCGCACAAUCACAACCGCCCCCACUCAGACCACAAGCUCUCUGCACUCGCUCAGCGAAGACGAGCAAAUGAUGAAAGACGCCGUCAGCCGCUUCGCACGCGAAACCGUCCAGCCCCUCGUCUCCCAAAUGGACGAGGCCGAGCAAAUGGAGCCCUCAAUUAUCAAAGGCCUCUUCGAAGCCGGCCUUAUGAGCGUCGAGACUCCGGCUAAAUACGGCGGCUCCGAAGCGUCCUUCACCUCGGCCAUUCUCGUCAUCGAAGAGCUCGCCAAAGUCGACCCCUCCGUCAGUGUCCUCUGCGACGUCCACAACACGCUCGUCAACACUGUUUUCCGCACGUAUGCCGGCCAGCACCUGAAGGACAAGUACCUUCCGAUGCUUUCCGAGGACAAGCUCGGCUGCUUCUGCCUUUCCGAGGCUGCCUCCGGCUCCGACGCCUUUGCCCUGCAGACCCGCGCUGUGAAGGACGGCGACCACUACGUGCUGAACGGCGCCAAGAUGUGGAUCACCAACUCGGCCGAGGCCGACAUCUUCCUGGUCUUUGCCACCGUCGACCCCAGCCUCGGCUAUAAGGGCAUCACGUGCUUUGUUGUCGAGCGCGACAUGGGCGUGCAGAUCGCCAAGAAGGAGCGCAAGCUGGGCAUUCGUGCCUCGUCCACAUGCCAGCUGUCCUUCGACGACGUGCGCGUGCCGGCGGCCAACGUCCUGGGCGAGGUCGGGAAGGGAUACAAGAUUGCCAUUGAGAUCUUGAAUGAGGGCCGCAUUGGCAUUGCCGCGCAGAUGCUGGGCUUGGCCCAGGGCGCCUUCGACUGCGCCUUGCCGUACCUCUUCCAGCGCAAGCAGUUCGGCUCGUACAUUGGCGACUUCCAGGGCAUGCAGCACCAGUACGCGCAGAUCGCCGUCGACAUCGAGGCCGCGCGCCUGCUGACCUACAACGCUGCGCGCUUGAAGGAGGAGGGCAAGCCGUUCGCCAAGGAGGCCGCCAUGGCCAAGCUGUACGCGUCGCAGGUCGCCGAGCGCGCGUCGUCGCGCGCCGUCGAGUGGCUGGGAGGCGUCGGCUUCACCCGCGAUUUCCCCGCAGAGAAGUUCUACCGCGACUGCAAGAUCGGCGCCAUCUACGAGGGCACCAGCAACAUCCAGCUGCAGACCAUCGCCAAGUUCCUGUCCAAGGAGUACAAGGCCUAA